AUGUCUUCUGGAGCCGCGAACUCGACCUCUCCUGCCAACGAUGGUGCCCCUGACGCCAACGGCACCACCCUGAACACCAACGUCGGCGGCGCUGCUGCCCCAAGCGGCGAUAUUGCUACUCCCACCUCGGCAGCGCCUGCCGCCCACCAGAACUCAGCUUCCCUGUAUGUUGGUGAACUUGACCCCUCCGUCACGGAGGCUAUGCUCUUUGAGCUCUUCUCGUCCAUCGGCCAGGUUGCCUCUAUUCGUGUUUGCCGCGACGCCGUCACCCGCCGCUCUCUCGGUUACGCUUAUGUUAACUACAACAGCUCUGAGGACGGCGAGAAGGCCCUCGAGGAGCUCAACUACACCGUCAUCAAGGGUAGGCCAUGCCGCAUCAUGUGGUCUCAGCGCGACCCUGCCCUGCGCAAGACUGGCCAGGGCAACGUCUUCAUCAAAAACUUGGAUGUCGCCAUUGACAAUAAGGCUCUUCACGAUACUUUCGCUGCUUUCGGCAACAUUCUCAGCUGCAAGGUCGCGCAGGACGAGAUGGGCAACUCCAAGGGCUAUGGGUUUGUCCACUACGAGACUGCCGAAGCUGCCACCAAUGCCAUCAAGCAUGUCAACGGUAUGCUCCUGAACGAGAAGAAAGUCUUUGUCGGUCACCACAUCCCCAAGAAGGAUCGUAUGAGCAAGUUCGAAGAGAUGAAGGCGAACUACACCAAUAUCUACGUUAAGAAUGUCGAUCAGGACGCCGGCGACGACGAGUUUCGUGACCUCUUCGAGAAGUACGGCCCCAUCACCUCCGCUUCGCUUGCGCACGACGAAACCGGCAAGAGCCGUGGAUUCGGCUUCGUCAACUACGUUAAGCACGAAGAUGCUGCGGCCGCCGUCGAAGCGCUGAAUGACUACGACUUCCGAGGCCAGAAACUUUACGUUGGACGUGCGCAGAAGAAGCACGAACGUGAGGAGGAGCUUCGAAAGCAGUACGAGGCCGCACGUCUCGAGAAGCAGUCCAAGUACCAGGGUGUGAAUCUGUACAUCAAGAACUUGGAUGACGAUGUCGACGACGAGAAGCUCCGAGAUCUCUUUGCUCCUUUCGGUACUAUUACAUCCGCCAAAGUCAUGCGUGACGCGAUGCCUGCCGACCGCUCCGACACACCCUCUGACGAGCAGAAGGAGGAGACAAAGGAUGAAGACAAGAAGGAGGGCGAGGAUAAGGAUGGUGUAAAGGAGAGCUCUGGAGACGAGAAGAAAGAAGAGAAGAAGGACAAGGACAAGGUCACCAUCAAGGGCGAGAAGAAGAUCCUCGGCAAGAGCAAGGGCUUUGGCUUCGUCUGCUUCAGCAACCCCGAUGAGGCGACCAAGGCUGUCACUGAAAUGAACCAGAAAAUGAUCAACGGCAAGCCGCUCUACGUUGCUUUGGCUCAGCGGAAGGACGUUCGCAAGAACCAGCUCGAGGCCACGAUCCAGGCUCGCAACCAGCUCCGUAUGCAGCAACAGCAACAGCAGCAGUUUGGUGCCAUUCCUCAGAUGUUCAUUGCCCCUGGCCAACAGCCCGUCAUGUUUCCUCCUGGCGCACGUGGCCAAAUGCCCUUCCCCCAAGUCCUCCCCGGUGGUCAGGGCGGCCGUGGUGCCGGAUUCCCUGGCGGUAUUCCAGCCCAGCAAGGAGGUCGUGGUGGACCAAAUACCCAGCAGAUUCCUCCCAUGUACAUGCCUCCUGGUAUGAUCCCUGGCGGUUUCCCUAACCCGUACAUCAAUCCCCAGUACGCUCAGUUGGCUCAAGCCGCUCAGCAAGCUAUGGGAGGACGCGGAAACAGCCGAGGUGGACCUAUGCCUCCCAUGCCCGGUAUGCAGCCGCAGAUGGCCGGCGUUCCAGGAAUCCGUGGAGGCCAGGCAGCGUUCCCGCAGCCCUCCGCCGGUCGCGGUGCUAUGGGUGGACGACAAGGUCAGCCCCAGAUGCCUGUCUUCCCUCAGCAGCGUCCAGGUCCCGUUCCUGGCCCCGUCCCUGCCAGUGUUGAUGUUGGUGGUUUAAGCUCUGCCCCACCACCACAGCAGAAGCAGAUGUUGGGCGAGGCACUGUACCCCAAAAUCCACGAGAUGCAACCCGAGCUGGCAGGCAAGAUCACCGGUAUGCUCCUCGAGAUGGACAACACUGAGUUGAUUAACCUCACCACCGACGACUCUGCUCUUCGUGCUAAGGUCGAGGAGGCUAUGAGUGUAUACGACGAAUACGUCAAGAACAAAGAGGGUGAGGGAUCUAAAGAAGAUGCUUCCAAAGACGAUUCAAAAGAAGACAAGGCCUAA
This is a messenger RNA of Lindgomyces ingoldianus, 2286 nucleotides long. RefSeq names its product polyadenylate binding protein. The transcript is spliced from 2 exons. Bases 1 to 2286 code for a protein of 761 amino acids. Gene Ontology annotation, cellular component: ribonucleoprotein complex. The record is from RefSeq and is a predicted model, not a curated record. Gene Ontology annotation, molecular function: RNA binding. NCBI's taxonomy places the organism in Eukaryota, Fungi, Ascomycota, Dothideomycetes, Pleosporales, Lindgomycetaceae.